AUGAGUUCAACAAGGUCAAAAAGAAUUAUGGAUAUGGUUCAUGCAAAAGAACACGAAAAAAGUAAAAAAAAUAGCAUAAAUUCAAGAGUAAACGAAAAUAAUGGUGUAGAAGGAGUAACUAAACAAUAUUAUUAUAAUACAAAUAAAGAGUCCACCAAUAACGAUCUUUCCGUAUUACCAUCACCAGUUUUUGGUAAAGAGCUUCCCAUUUUCGAGACCGAUUCACCUUCGAAAUUUGACCCUAACACCGACAAGUACAACUCCCUACUGGAACCAGUCGGGAACACAUUGCAAUCUAAAACCAUGGACGCAACCAAAAAUGCAGAGCACAACUUAACAAUAUCAUAUGCAGUUGCAGGACACAAGCGUUCUGCCGAAAAAGGCAGUGAGGAAUUAUUAAAUUAA
This is a messenger RNA of Psylliodes chrysocephalus, 405 nucleotides long. NCBI's taxonomy places the organism in Eukaryota, Metazoa, Arthropoda, Insecta, Coleoptera, Chrysomelidae. The record is from the annotation of a GenBank genome assembly.